Molecule: messenger RNA, 1956 nt
Organism: Carcharodon carcharias (great white shark)
Lineage: Eukaryota; Metazoa; Chordata; Chondrichthyes; Lamniformes; Lamnidae
Gene: bcl2l1
Product: BCL2 like 1
Exons: 2
Coding region: 152-763 (203 amino acids)
Biological process (GO): extrinsic apoptotic signaling pathway in absence of ligand; negative regulation of intrinsic apoptotic signaling pathway; intrinsic apoptotic signaling pathway in response to DNA damage
Cellular component (GO): mitochondrial outer membrane
Molecular function (GO): protein homodimerization activity; protein heterodimerization activity
Source: RefSeq, a predicted model, not a curated record
CCCCGGUGGGUGUGGUCCUGUCUCCGGGUGGGCGGGGGUCCCCGGUGGUGGCUCGGCGGCUCCAGUUGUCUCUCCCUCUCCCUGUGUGUCGGGCCUGAGCCGGCUCUCUCUCCUCUGCAAUGCCGUCUCUGUGAGGAUUUGAAACUACAGGAUGUACAGCAGCGGAGAGCUGGUCACUGACUUUCUCCGAUACAAACUGUCCCAGAGAGGCCACAGCUGGAGCCGGCUGUGUGAGCAGAAUGGAGCGGCGGGCCUGGGGCCUCAGCCUGAGCAGGGAGAAGCUGAUUUGAGCUGCAGGCCCGAGGCUGAGCGAGCCUGCCAGGCUCUGCGGGACGCUGCCGAGGAGUUUGAGCUGCGCUACCGCAGGGCCUUCAGCGACCUGUCAGCCCAGCUCCGGGUUACCCCGGACACGGCCUACCGGCGCUUCGAGCAGGUGGUAGGCGAGCUGUUCCGCGAUGGAGUGAACUGGGGCCGCCUGGUUGCUUUCUUCUGCUUCGGGGCCGCUUUGAGUGUGGAGAGCGCCGAGAAGGAGAUGGGCGCCUUGGUGCCUCGUAUCGCCGACUGGAUGAGCACCUACCUGGAGAGUAACCUAGAGCCCUGGAUCCGGCAGCACGGGGGCUGGGAUGCCUUUGUGGCACUGUAUGGCAAUAAUGCUGCUGCUCGUAACCGUCAGUUGCAGGACUCAGUCGUGAAAUGGUUUAUGGCAUUAAUGGCUGUGGGUGCAACGCUGGCCAUCGCUGCAUACCUGGCCCGGAGAAGGUAACAGCAGUGAGACUGCACUAAGAAGCAAGCCUUGGUCAACAGCCACUGGAUUGGAAGAUUACCUUAUCAGACUGGCAUGACCGUGAAAGCUGCACCACUAGAUCUCAGCUUAUUCCUUGUGUUGGAACUUAUCUCUCAGCUAUUUGUACAUUACGUAUUGUGUAUGUGUACUCAGUUUACAAAUAUAAAGCAUUCAGGCUGGCGCUGUGACAGAAAUGGAAAUUAUCUACAAGUAAAUCAACUAUGUCAGUUAGGAAAGCUAAUUUUUUUAUUCAGGAAAAUUAAACCUGGAGUGGAGGCGUUGACCAGCAGCUUUUACAGUGAAGAUCUCUGUUCAGUGACUGCUCUUUGCUGAUGGUCAAGAGUCCAGAAUACAGGGCUGAUCUCUCUCUACGCUGUGGUGUUAAUUUUGAGACGCAUCCUAUCUGAUGUGACUUAGUAGAAUGGGAGCCAGGCUGCACAGGAAGGAAAUCGCGUCACUGGGAUUCUAAAGUGGUGGGUUCCAGAGGCCUGGGAGAAAGCUGCUGCUUGUUCUUGGGAUGCCAAUCGCUUGAUACAGCUCAAAAUCAAAGGAAGUGGUGGCCAGCAUCCUCAACGUAAAAACCGCACCCUCUACCAGAAGCUGCUGGGAUAACAUAAGCAAUGGAGCGGAGGUUUCUUUUAACUGAAGGCUGACUUUGAUGUUUUAUUUAUGCCAAAUUUAAAAUUUUGUCAUCUGCUGGAGUUGUGAUGUGGUGUUUGAAUGAGGCGACCACACCUAGUGUUGGCAUCACACCAGUGCCAUUCAAAGCCUGUCUUUGAUGGGAUGUCUGUUUUCUUGGGGCAGUCUUGCUGAUUCUCAUGAAGGGAUAAUGAAGGAGAAUUUAGGUUAGCUGUCCUGGGUGACCGCAAGUUGAAGUUCCCGCUGCCCCUCAGCCGAAGCGAAAACAGGUGUUUGGCCAUUUUGGCAAGAUGGCAUGAUUAUUUGUGAAAGAUUGUGUGGAGUGCGGGUCCCCACAUUUCUUUAAUGCGUCAAAUUUAUUUUAAAAGGGUUUUCAGCUGUAACGCAUGGAUGCUAAAGGUGUGACCACUGGUCACUAUUAUUCACUGUAACCAUUCCAUGUUAGUUUGCUGCUCACACGACAUCAGAAGCGAACCUAUUUUACACAAUGUCUUAAGAUUUAAAUUAAAAUGACUUGUUUUUAAACACUAAAA